Paramuricea clavata is the source of this 483-nucleotide messenger RNA. The record is from the annotation of a GenBank genome assembly. NCBI's taxonomy places the organism in Eukaryota, Metazoa, Cnidaria, Anthozoa, Malacalcyonacea, Plexauridae.
AUGCAUUUAAACAUAAACAGUUUACAAAAUAAGUUAGAAGAAUUAAAAAUCUUAAUUGAGAAUUUUAAAGCGCAGGUGAUAUUCUUGUCAGAAACUAAGAUUGAUUCCUCAUACCCUAGCGAACAGUUCAUGUUAAACGGAUAUACUAUAUAUCGCAAAGAUCGCGUGAAAGGAGGAGGUGGAUUGAUGGCAUAUUUUUCUUCAAAUAUCCCGUCAAAGAAGUUGAAAUUACCUCGAAAAUUCAGCACUUUCGAAGCACUGGCUGUGCAGUCAAAAUUUGGUAGACACGAAGUUAUUGUACUGGGACUAUAUCGUCCUCCAAAGGCAAGUGGUAACAAUUAUUAUCUUAGACUCGAGAACGACCUAAAUGAUAUUAUUACGUGGGCAUCAUUGCAAAAACAAUUUUUGGUUAUUACUGGUGAUCUGAAUAUGGACAAGCUAAAGCCAGAAGAAAAGGAAGGGAAAAUCCUAUGCGACAUUUAA